ACAGGAAAUGCCUGGCUGGCUGCUGUUGCUGCUUAAUACAGAAGGGGACCAGUAGCAGCCAGAGAAGCAGUGCUGGAAAGUCGGCAGCCGCCUGGUGAACAAGUGAGUUGUCCCUGUCGCUGCUCAAGUUUGCAUUUCUGCAGCUCCGGUUUUGGUUGCAUCGCAGUCAUGGGCUCCUGUCCUAUCAGCAUCCCUGGUGUCGCUGUCCUAGGCUUGGUCCUGCCAGGUCUGCUGCAUCUUUCUGCAAUUCAAUGUUGACGUGAAAGACACUAUGACCUUCAGUGGCCCUGUGGAGGAUAUGUUUGGAUAUACUGUUCAGCAGUUUGAAAAUGAAGAAGGAAAAUGGGUGCUGAUUGGGUCGCCUUUAGCUGGUCAACCUCAGAACCGAACAGGAGAUGUCUAUAAAUGCCAUGUGGGAAAGAACCAUGGUUCACCGUGCAUGAAGCUGAAUUUGCCAAAUGAUAUAUCCAUUCCUCAAGUUACAGAAGUAAAGGAGAACAUGACUCUUGGAGCGACUUUAGUGACAAAUCCCAAAGGAGGAUUUUUGGCAUGUGGGCCUCUGUAUGCUUACAAAUGUGGACGUUUGCAUUACACAACCGGCAUCUGUUCUAACAUCAGCUCCACUUUUAAAGUUGUAAACUCUGUUGCCCCAUCCGUGAAAGAAUGCCAGACUGAGCUGGACCUUGUCAUAGUACUUGAUGGCUCUAACAGCAUUUACCCUUGGGAGAGCGUGACACUGUUUUUGAACCGGCUGCUGCAGAAUAUGGAUAUAGGUCCACAACAGACUCAGGUUGGAAUUGUUCAAUAUGGAGAAAAUGUAACACAUGAGUUUAACCUCAACACUUACACAACAACAGAAGAUGUGCUUGCUGCAGCAAAUGCCAUUGUUCAGAGAAAAGGUCGUCAAACUAUGACAGCUCUUGGAAUUGAUACAGCAAGGAAGGAAGCUUUUACAGAAGCUCGAGGCGCACGCCGAGGGGUACAAAAAGUAAUGGUGAUUGUGACUGAUGGAGAAUCUCAUGACAAUUUUCAACUGAAAAGAGUGAUAGAGGAUUGUGAAAACGAUAACAUACAGAGAUACUCAAUUGCUAUUCUGGGCUCCUACAACAGAGGGAAUCUAAGCACUGAGAAAUUUAUUGAGGAAAUAAAAUCAAUUGCAAGUCAACCAACUGAAAAACAUUUCUUCAAUGUCUCUGAUGAAUUUGCUCUGGUUAAUAUUGUGGAAGCUCUUGGAGAGAGAAUAUUUGCCCUGGAAGCAACACAAGACCAACUGGCAUCCUCUUUUGAAAUGGAAAUGUCUCAAGCUGGUUUCAGUGCUCAUUACUCCCAGGACUGGAUCAUGCUUGGAGCAGUUGGAGCUUAUGAUUGGAAUGGGACUGUCAUCAUGCUGAAAGAUACUGUCUUUACCCCCGGAAAUGAUUCAUUUUAUAAAGCUUCAGAAGGAAAUGCACCUCUUGCAGCUUAUUUAGGAUAUGAAGUAAAUUCUGCCUCACUGCCUGGAGAUGUACUAUACAUUGCUGGCCAACCUCGAUAUAAUCACACUGGACAAGUUGUCAUUUAUAGAAAGACAGAUGAAGAUAUUGAAAUUAUCCAGCAAUUAAGUGGAGAACAAAUUGGCUCAUAUUUUGGAAGUGUUAUCACAACUGUUGACAUCAAUAACGACACAUUUACUGAUCUUCUGCUUGUGGGCGCUCCUAUGUACAUGGGAACUGAAAAAGAAGAACAAGGAAAGGUGUAUGUGUAUUCUUUGAAUGAAACAAGGUUUGAAUAUCAGAUGAGCCUUGAGCCAGCCAAGCAAACAUGCUGUUCAGUACUGAGAGACAAAAGCUGCACAAAUCACAAGAAGAAUGAACCUUGUGGGGCUCGUUUUGGGACCUCAAUUGCUCCAGUAAAGGACCUCAAUCUUGAUGGGUUUAAUGAUGUAGUCAUAGGAGCUCCUCUAGAAGAUGACCAUCGUGGAGCUGUGUAUAUUUACCAUGGCAAUGGAAGCAACAUAAGGAAAGAUUAUGCACAGCGCAUUGCAUCAGGUGGAGAUGGGGAAAAAAUGAAAUUUUUUGGUCAGUCUAUAGAUGGCAAAAUGGAUUUAAAUGGUGAUGGACUGACAGAUGUCACCAUUGGAGGCCUUGGUGGGGCAGCCCUCUUCUGGACUCGAGACGUUGCUGAGAUAAAUGCUUCCAUGAAUUUUAUGCCCAGCACAAUUAAUAUACAGAAGAUAAGCAAUGGCACUCAAAGAAAAAACGUGUCCAUUAACAGCACAAUUUGUUUUGAAGUCCGACUGAAGUCAAAGGAGGAUACAAUUUAUGCAAGGGAUAUCCAGUAUUGGCUCACACUUGAUGCACAAAGGAAGUCAUCUCGGAGUUUUUUCACAGGAACCCAAGAACGGAAGAUACAAAAAAAUAUCACAGUCAAUGGGUCAGAAUGUAUUAAUCAUACCUUCUACAUGUUGAGCAAACCUGACUUUCGCGACUCUGUGAAGGUUUUGCUAGAGUUCAAUUUUUCUGACCCUGAGAGUGGUGCUAUUCUUGAUGCUGAUCUGCCAAAGUCGAUAUUCGACUAUAUUCCAUUCACAAAAGAUUGUGGGAAAAAAGAGAAAUGCAUUACAGAUCUGCAACUGACUGCUGAUGCAAGACUGGAAAGAGACAGUACUUCUACGAUUGUCAUCAAGUCAAGUAAUUACAAAUUCCCAGUCCAUCUGCUUGUUCGGAAUAAAGGAGACAGUGCCUAUAAUACAAGAGUCAUAGUUCAAUAUCCUGCAAAUAUUAUUUUUGUUGGAACUGAGAGGAUUCAAAAAGAUAGCUGUGAAUUUGGGCUGAACAUCACCUGUAAAGUGGGUUACCCCUUCCUAACACCUGGAGAGGAGAUUUCCUUCAAUAUAGUAUUCCAGUUCAAUGUGUCUCUUCUCCUGGAAAAUACUACUAUUCAAUUGUCUGUCACAAGUGACAGUGAAGAGCAUGAUGAUACCCUUUUCGACAACAGAGGCAGCAUCACGAUAUCAGCAAAAUAUGAAAGUGGAUUGGUGUUUUCAAGGGACCCCAUUUUCUCUCAUGUCAUUAUUGCUGCGAAUGAGACAAUUCCUCCUGUUAUCAAUUCUCCUGAUGAUAUUGGGGAUGAAAUUAACAUCAGCUAUUCGAUUGUGAAAGGUGAACAUUUUCCAGUGCCAGAACUUACACUGCAAAUUUCAUUCCCUAACUUGACUUCAGUCCACAACCCUAUUCUGUACCUGACUAGGCUAUCAUUCACAGAGAAUGCAGUCUGCCGAAGAAGUCACCCCAUAGAUGUAUUAAUGAUUGAUGGUGGUCAGCCCCUCAUAACAUCAAGGAAAAAAGAGCCCCUAAGGGAUCCAGUUGUCGACUGCGAUUCCUAUGAGUGUACAACCAUUAACUGUACUCUGGCCCCAUCCGAUGUAACUCAGGUGAACAUUUCAGUCCGACUCUGGAAACCUACUUUUAUAAUGGCAAGUAUUCACAAUUCUGAAGUUAUUGUAACAGCAUUACUGAGGAGUGAAAAUUCAUCACUGAUCUUGAAAAAAGAUGAUGAAAAAAGAGAGAUCGUUAUUAAGGUUAUAAGAGAGCUUCUUCCUGGCCGGAUUCCAUUGUGGGUUAUUCUGCUGAGUGUUUUUGCUGGACUUCUGAUUCUUACACUACUUAUAUUUGCAUUGUGGAAGGCUGGAUUUUUCAACAGGCCAUUAAGAAAGAAAAUGGAGAAAUGAGGAGGGAAAUUACUACAAAAUAAACUGUAUCAAUUCUACAGUGAUCCGCUCUCAGGUCUGCCUCAGAAAUGUGACCAGAAAAUGCCAAAUCUAGUGUCAUCCAUAGAAAGCCACAAAGCUUCCUCGCACAUCAGCACAGAAUAACCAACGUGCCUAAUGCCAAAAAGGAAAGAAAUGAAAACGAACUGGAGCUCGAGUUGGAUAGAAGAAACAUAUUUUGAUUUUAUUUCUGGGCACAGACUGAAUUAGGAUUCAGUGCAGCUAACAUGGGGUGGUGUGGGAGGCUUUGGACUUUUGUUUCUCAACCAUCCAUUUCCCAGGUACAUGUGCAGAGUGAUUUUUCUUGGAGGGGUUUGCUAUUCAAAGAAAUAAGGUCAAAAAUUCCACUGGUUUGAGCGGGAAUCAGUCACUUUCCCAAAGUAGUUCUCUUGAUUCAGGCUGUCAUUAACAUUUAUGUCUUUUGGGUUUUUGGGGCUUUGAUUCCAAAAAUACAAAGCUAGAAGUGCAUUAUACUGAAAAUAUAGGAUAUACUUACAAAUAAUGGGUUUAGGACAAUAUCUUGAUGUCUAGGAGAAACAAUUCUACAAACUUGUUGUUGUUGUUUUUAAAUCAUCCCCCUGUAGAAAAGAAAUCAACUAGUCAAAGUUAUUAUUUUCCAAACAAGGUAAAAAAAAUGAACAAAAUGGGUGCAUCAGUAAGCUUAUGUUCCUUAUCUCAUUCUGUUAUGCUCACAUAGUGUCCAUUUGAGCUAUGCAUCUGGACCAAAAAAGCUUCACUCCUUCGCCAACAUGCAGUAGCCCUGUUCACAUGUUACAUGAUGCAAAUACAUGCAUGUAUCUGUUUGUAAGGAAAGAAUCAACAUGCAUUCAUGUUGCAUUUGAAACCAGGGAUGAGUACCUGGAUAAAUUAUAUGUUCAGCUGUACUUGUGUUGAGUAUAACAUGAGAACUACUUGAUGCAUGUAUGAAGUGUACACUGUACUUGGUUUGUUCAUACAGUUACUGUGAUGUCCGAACAGGGCUAGUGUGGGAUUAGAUAGCGGGCAAUACUUGCCUAACUUUGCACUGAGCAUGCUACCCCUGUGACAUUUUCUGUUUGUAUGAUGUGCAUACUGAGGUGUAGAAGCUACUUUGUGAAACAAAAUUCAUUUGUUGCCCCAAGGAUAGUGGCUUAGAUCCCAAUAUGUCUUUGUGCAAAUGGAAAGCUUUUCUGUUCAUGCAAGGUAAGAUUCCCAAUUCUUACUGAGUCCACGUUCUGCUGCAAUCCCAACAUCAUAUCUGAUAGUUUCACAGGGGGCACUCUCCAAGUCUCAGGGGCAGCUUUCAAGGGUUGGAGCAGAAAGUGGGGUGAAAGAAAAUUCCAUUUUGCAAGCAUCAUGAUGGAUCCAAGUAAUGCUCCUUAACAGACAUAUUUCCAGGUGUAACUGUGAUUUUUCUGUUCUCACUUGGUUGUAUCUGAACUGUUUCUCUUUCCUCCUCAGUAAAAUCAGUGGAGGGUAUGUCUAUAUGCGAACAAAAGUAUUCACAUGCUGUACCUGUUUUGCCCCAACUGUUUGGUGAGGCUUCCAAAACUUAUUUCCUCUUCCAUGCAUUGCAGCUGGGGGGAAGCUGUGGAGUGGCUGAAGAGCUCCUGAACAGAUAGAUAUUUAAAAUCUGCUAGCAGAGAAUCUUGCAACAAAGAAUAUCAAAGGCUACAAGUUCACACUUUGUUAAGCCUUUAAUUACAUUGUGCCAUGGAUGGUGCUGAGCUUCAGAUUAAUAAAUGUGUACGAAAAUGCAGUGGGAGCUAUUUCCAAAAAGGCAGGAUUCCCUUUUCGUGAUGCACAUAAAAUAUCACAUUUGAAUUCCAUUCUAUCGUGAUUCUAAAACCUUGAAUUGAGUCAUAAUUCAAUUUAAUUGAGGAAUUAAAGUCAGUCAUGUUAUGUAAAUUUAUAAUUUCAGUAGAAAACACAUUUCUAGAGGUUUUCCUCUUCCAACUGGUAUAAAAUAUUCAGCAGCUGUACCCCUUCACUGUAAGGAUCUUUCCUUCCAAAUUUAGGUAGCCAUUUAAAAUUGUAGGACGGCCGCCCUACAAAUUGGAAACAGAAAGAAAUGUAUGCCUCUCUUACUUUCUGAAGAUCCUCAACUGGAAAGAGGAUCUCUUUCUAAGAAAACUGUUUCAGACCUUUCCUGGAUGACAGAAAUAAUUGAGUAUGUUUAUGAAUUACCUUGAUUCAUUAGAAAAAAUUCUGACUAACUGUAAAUCCCUCAUCAUGUGGUGACCAAACAGUCAUUUCUAGCAUCCUCCAUCAUUUUCCUUGGCUGCUUUUGUCUAGCCUCAAUUAUGCAGAUUUGAUGGACUUGCAAAUAUGAGAUCGUUUGAAUCGGCCAUUUAAUUUAUAGGGAGAUUUCCUGGUGGGCCCAGAUAGCUACUGAUGGCUGAGCACCAGCAACUCUGCCAGUGCUUUGGGGGCUUCUUGGCUUAGACCCUUCACUGGUGAUCAGCCUCAGCUCACUAAUUAUCUCCUCCUGCACUGCACCCAGUUUGUGGGAUGACAGUAAGCCAGCGUCCAUUGGUAGGGCCAUUGAGUUCACGGGCCCUGCAGUGCUGCCUGUUAAAGGCUAUUAACCGGGCUUGUCCCAGGCCCAUUUUAACUUCCCUGCUGGCUCCUGGGUGAAAGGGUGACCAAAUUUUCAAUAGUUCAUUUUAGUCAUCUUUUCAAACAUUUUGGUGCUUAUACACACUCUCUAAAUAGACAAAGAAACACUUUAACUAAUUGUUGUUUAUUAAUGUGCUAAUACCACUGGAAUUUUGGAAAUGCUGAUAACCAUUUUGAGGAAAGAAUCUUGCACAUUGCAAACCGUAUUUGUUACUAAAACACAAAUUCUAAUGUCA
Messenger RNA from Sphaerodactylus townsendi, 6582 nucleotides. RefSeq names its product integrin subunit alpha 1 (gene ITGA1). Lineage: Eukaryota; Metazoa; Chordata; Lepidosauria; Squamata; Sphaerodactylidae. Gene Ontology annotation, biological process: cell-matrix adhesion; cell adhesion mediated by integrin; integrin-mediated signaling pathway. The transcript has 30 exons. The record is from RefSeq and is a predicted model, not a curated record. Gene Ontology annotation, molecular function: integrin binding. Gene Ontology annotation, cellular component: integrin complex; external side of plasma membrane. Bases 272 to 3709 code for a protein of 1145 amino acids.